AUGAAGGGUGACCAGUCUAUGGGCAAACCAAUAAAAUUUAAGGAAAAACACCCAUCAACUGAUAUGAGUCUGCUGCACAGAGAUAGAUCAAACCCACCAGAGGCCAGCUGUGGGUCCAUGAAGACCGACCAGUCUAUGGGCAAGCCAGUAAAAUUUAAGGGAAGACAAACAUCAACUGAUCUGAGAAGCACAUUCAAAACAAAUCUGAUGAAGAAGUUUCAGUGUCUGCAUGAAGGAACAGCAAAACAGGGAAACCCAAUACUCCUAAAUGAGAUCUACACAGAGCUCUACAUCACAGAGAGUAACAGUGGAGAGAUUAAUAAACAGCAUGAGGUGAGACAGAUUGAGACACAAUCCAGGACAGCAGCAACAGAGGACACACCAAUAAACUGCAAUGACAUCUUUAGACCUUUACCUGGACAAGAGAAAACCAUCAGAAUUGUGCUGACAAAGGGAGUCACUGGCAUUGGAAAAACAGUCUCUGUGCAAAAGUUUAUUGUGGACUGGAGUGAUGGGAAAGCAAAUCAGGACAUCCAGCUCAUAUUUCCACUUCCUUUCAGAGAGCUCAACUUGAUGAAGGAGAAAAAACUCAGCCUUUCAGAUCUACUUCAGCUUUUUUUUCCUGAAACAAAAGAAAUUAAUAUAUCCAGUGAUGAAUAUAAAGUUUUCUUCAUCUUUGAUGGUCUGGAUGAGUGUAGUCUGGCUAUGGAUUUUCAGAGCAAUGUGAUGUUGUGUGAUGUAAGUAAAUCUGCCACAGUGGAUGUGCUACUAACAAACCUCAUUGCGGGAUAUCUGCUGCCCUCUGCUCUCAUCUGGAUCACCUCCAGACCAGCAGCAGCUGAUCUCAUCCCCUCUGUGUAUGUCAAUCGAGUGACAGAGGUACGAGGCUUCAGUGGCCCACAGAAGGAGGAAUACUUCAGGAAGAGAGUCAGUGAUCAGAGUCUGGCUGACAGGAUCAUCUCACACCUAAAGUCGUCAAGAAGCCUCCACAUCAUGUGCCACAUCCCAGUGUUCUGCUGGAUCUCAGCCACUGUUCUAGAGGGUUUGUUGCGGAAAUUGUGGAAAGGAGAGAUUCCUAAGACUGUUACUCAAAUGUACACAUACUUUCUGAUCCUUCAGAAAAACAUUAAACAUGAGAAGGACUAUGAGAAGAAAGUGAAAGAUGAAGACAUGAUCCUCAAACUGGGAAAACUGGCUUUUCAGCAGCUUGUGAAAGGCAACCUGAUCUUCUAUGAUAAAGACCUGAGCGAGUGUGGCAUUGAUGUGACAGAAGCAUCUGUGUACUCAGGAUUGUGCACACAGAUCUUCAGAGAGGAAUUUGGCUUGUAUCAGGGGAAGGUGUUCUGCUUUGUUCAUCUGAGCAUUCAGGAACAUCUAGCAGCUCUGUAUGUGCACCUCUCCUUUACAGACUACAUAAAUGUGUUUGACCAAGCCACCGAACAAAAUAUCUUCUCUAAGGUCUUAAAUUGGAUGAAAAAUAAUUCUUUAUCUGGCUUACAUGAGACAGCUGUGGAUGAGGCUUUACAGAGUAAGAAUGGACAUCUGGACCUUUUCCUGCGAUUUCUUCUGGGUCUCUCAGUGGAGUCUAAUCAGACUCUCUUACAAAAACUACUAACACAGACAGGAAGCUGCUGCUACAAUAAAAAGGAAACAGUUGAGUACAUCAAACAGAAGAUCAGGGAGAAUCCCUCGCCAGAGAGAUGCAUCAAUCUGUUCCACUGUCUGAAUGAACUGGGAGAUGAUUCACUAAUGCAGGAGAUACAGGAUUAUCUAAGAUCUGGAAAAAUAAAUCAAAUUAAACUCUCUUCUUCACAGUGGUCAGCUCUGGUUUUUGUGUUGCUGACAUCAGAGCAGAAAAUGGAAAAUUUUGAUCUAAAAAAAUGUAUAGGAGCACAAAAUACAGCAGAUGAAGUUCUUCAAAAACUGCUACCUGUGAUCAAAGAAUCCAGAUCAGCUCAACUGAAUAAGUGUGGUGUCACAGAUAAAGGAUGUGCUGUUCUGGCUUCAGCUCUAAGCUCAAACCCUUCAAGUCUGAGAGAUCUGGAUCUAUCUGGAAAUAAGCUACAAGAUGCAGGAGUGAAGCUGAUCUCAGAUGGACUGAUGGAUCCUCACUGUAAUCUGGAAUCACUGCAGUUGAAUGAUUGUGGUGUCACAGAUGAAGGUUGUGCUGCUCUGGCUUCAGCUUUAAGAUCAAACCCCUCACACCUGAGCUAUUUGGACCUAACUGGAAAUAAACUAAAAGAUCUAGGAAUUAAUCUGAUCUCUUCGAUACUGGAUGAUCCUCACUGUAAACUGAAAACACUGCGGCUGGUUGACUGUGGUGUCACAGAUAAAGGUUGUGCUGUUUUGGCUUCAGCUCUAAGAUCACACCCCUCACAACUGCGAGAACUGAAUCUGUCUAGAAAUAAACUAGGACCAUCAGGAGUAAAACUACUCUCUAAUGGACUGGAGGACCCUCACUGUAAUCUGGAGAUACUAAGGUUGAUGAAUUGUGGUAUCACAUAUGAAGGUUGUGCUGCUCUGGCUUCAGCUUUGAGAUCAAACCUCUCACACCUGAGACAUCUCAAUUUGUCUAGAAAUAAACUACAUGACAAAGGAGUGGAUCUGCUGUCUGCUGGACUGAAGGAUCCCCACUGUAAACUAAAAACACUGUGGCUGAUGGAUUGUAGUGUUAGCGAUAAAGGUUGUGCUGCUCUGGCUUCAGCUCUGAGAUCAAACCCCUCACACCUACAAAAACUGGAUUUGACUAGAAAUUUUCUUGGAAAGUUAGGCAUGAAACUGCUCUCUGCUCUGAAGGAUGAUCCGGAUUAUGAAUUGAAGAAACUUCUGUUUUAGAUGUUAGUCUGACCUUCUCUGGAUUGUCUGACAGUGAAUAAAGAGCCACUGAAGAAACUUCACAUUUAACAAAGACAAUUCCAUAGUGAUCAUAACACACAGAUGUGAUAAUGCUACUUUCCAUAAUGAUCCAAAAGUAAAACAAAGAAACUAUUUGUUUCUUUCUCAGAAGUGACAUUUGUACUGGGACACCAUUUCAUAUUGAAAUAUUAUCUUCUGUUCAAUCCAUAAUACAGUACAUUUUAGAUUUAAAAAAAGAAAAUAA
Molecule: messenger RNA, 3100 nt
Organism: Labeo rohita (rohu)
Lineage: Eukaryota; Metazoa; Chordata; Actinopteri; Cypriniformes; Cyprinidae
Product: NACHT, LRR and PYD domains-containing protein 3
Exons: 10
Coding region: 1-2835 (944 amino acids)
Molecular function (GO): protein binding
Source: RefSeq, a predicted model, not a curated record